Messenger RNA from Onychostoma macrolepis, 1381 nucleotides. RefSeq lists its product as uncharacterized. The record is from RefSeq and is a predicted model, not a curated record. Gene Ontology annotation, molecular function: ATP hydrolysis activity; GTP binding. The transcript is spliced from 3 exons. Lineage: Eukaryota; Metazoa; Chordata; Actinopteri; Cypriniformes; Cyprinidae. The coding region runs from base 110 to 1381 and encodes 423 amino acids.
GUUGUCUAAAUCUUCUCAGGUUUGACUGGGGAAAGAGCCACAUUUAAAAGCAGAAGUUAUUCAGCAUAUUUCUUGGUUCUCUUAAGGGCUUCAACUAACCAAGCUUCAAAUGGCAAAUUCUCAACCGUUUUCUGAAAGGUAUGAUGAGUUGGAUGCGCCCCUGAAAAAUGAACUCAGUGAAAUUCUUAGUAAGAGUAAAUCAAUUGUAGGACCCACUACAAGAAUUAUACUAAACACAACAGUCGUAACUGAAGGAGAGUUACUGAGGAAAGAGAUCAUUGGAGAGAAAAAUGAUUACAAACCUCGUAAGGUCAUUCUGAUGGUUGGAGAAACGGGUACAGGGAAGACCAGUCUCAUCAAUGCAAUGAUCAAUUACAUCCUGGGUGUUAGAUGGGAACACAAGAUUUGGCUGGAGGUAGCCGAGGUAUCUGAAAACCAAACUGAGUCUCAGACAACAGCAGUGACUGUUUAUGAGGUUUUUCCAAAGGGCAGUCCAUUCUCUCUCACCAUUAUCGACACACCUGGGCAGGGUGACACACGUGGCCUUGACAAAGACAAACUCGUUCCUGAAAUUUUGCAGCUGUUAUUCAGAUCUGAGGAUGGCAUUCAUGACAUUGAUGCCGUGUGUCUCGUGCUGAAGGCAACAGAUGCUCGGCUCCAUGAAAGACAGCUGUAUAUUUUGGAUGAAGUUCUGUCAUUAUUUGGAAAGGACAUAGAAAAACACAUCACUAUACUCAUCACAAAUGCUCAUAAAACCGUUCCGAAAAAAGCCCUUGAUUGCAUCAAAGUAGCCAAAAUUCCAUGUGCAAAAACAACGAACGGUCAGCCUGUUUAUUUUAAAUUUAACAACUGUCAAAGUGAUUCCUAUGAUGAGGAAGACAGAGAGAAUUACAAAGACUUAUGGGAUAGUGGAAUUGAAAACUUCCAGCAGUUCUUUGCCUAUCUGAAUGGGAUACCCCCCAAAAGCUUAAACAUGACUGAAGGUGUGCUUAGAGCCCGGAAACAGCUGGAUGCCAAUGUCAACAACUUAAAGGACAGAAUCAAACUGGCAGAACUCAGAAAACAAGAGCUGGAGCAAACAAAAAACGCUUUACAGGACUGUGAAAAUUACAGACAAAAACACAAGAACUUUGAAUAUGAAGUUGAUGAACCCUACAAAGAAUUGGUCAAGAUAAACUCAUCAUGGUGGCACUUGACCACUCAGGCGACCCGCUGCACUGUCUGUGAGGAGAACUGUCACUAUCCAGGAUGCUGGUGGGUCAGUAAUCUCUCAAAAUGUAGUGUGAUGACAAAUGGUGAGUGCACAGUCUGUUCUAAGAAUUGUUCCCACACUAAACAUGAGAAAGAUGAUCAAAUAUAUAAGAUUAGGACAAAAGGGUAA